Molecule: messenger RNA, 2566 nt
Organism: Ziziphus jujuba (common jujube)
Lineage: Eukaryota; Viridiplantae; Streptophyta; Magnoliopsida; Rosales; Rhamnaceae
Product: cyclic nucleotide-gated ion channel 1
Exons: 8
Coding region: 183-2234 (683 amino acids)
Source: RefSeq, a predicted model, not a curated record
UAUGAUGCAACAAUUUUACUUAUUCUUUGCUUGUGGAGAUUGAAAAAUAUUCUAAGAAAAAAGAGUAAACUAAUGUCCCUUAUUUCCCUUAUAAAGGCAAAGUUGGAAAAACUUCAGCCUAUUUAUCUGCAGACUCGUCAUUGUCUUUGAUAAUGAUGUAACAAUUAUAGAGAGGGCAUCUUAUGGAUAAGGAGAUGGAUGAUUCUCAAGAUGUGAGGAUUUCAAUGAGCGAUGCAGAGAGGAAUAUUGAGAAUGAGCUAACCAAGAAAGAUGAUGUGAGAGCAAAAAUAAAGAAAAUAUUUUAUCCAUGGGGGCAGCACAAGUACCAUCUAAUGUUGAAGAAUGCUUUUCUAGUCUCAUGUGUGAUUGCAAUCUCAAUGGAUCCUUUAUUCCUUUACAUUCCUUAUAUAAAUGAGGAAAAGAAGUGCAUUCAAAUGGACCCUAAGUUGAAGAUUGCAUUUCUUGUUUAUCGAUGUCUCACUGAUAUUUCUUACCUAAUCCAUAUAUUUUUUCAUACGCUUCGAAGGGUCACCAGGCCAUUGAGAAAGACAAAAUAUAGUGGGUUGAUUGGCGAAACUUCGCCAUUAUUUUGGAGGAUUACCUGGUCAUUCAUACAAAAUUAUAUUGAUAUUCUGGCUAUCAUUCCCCUCGCACAGAUGAUGUUGAUCUUCUUUGCCAAACUGAGGGAUUCGAGAUAUUCGAGUACAAGGAAUUUUCUAAACUUCCUUAUUAUCUCCCAAUAUGCGCCAAGGAUUUUACGUGUCUACCUUUCAUGGAAAAAUCUUGGAAGGAUUCCUACGUCAAUCACUGGAGUUGUUUGGGUUAGCGGUGCAUUCAAUUUAUUUCUCUAUAUUAUUGCCAGUCAUGCGCUCGGAGCGUUGUGGUACUUCCUUGCUGUCGAACAAGAGACUACAUGCUGGGGCCAAGCCUGUAAAACUCAUGGUGGAUGUGUUGAUACGUCUUUUGUUUGUAAUGACAAUACUACCCCCAGGAACCUGAUCAUUUUGAAUGAGUUUUGCCCUAUAAAUCCACCCAAUGCAACGGUCUACGAUUUUGGAAUAUUUCUUGAUGGCCUUCAAUCUGGUAUGCAAGCGUCGACAGAUUUUCCAAAAAAGUUCGUUCAAUGUUUCUGGUGGGGUCUGAGGAAUCUGAGUUCUUUUGGUCAAAACCUCGACACACGUAAUCAUGCAUGGGAAAGCAUGUUUGCUGCUUUAAUUUCAAUUACUGGCUUGCUUCUAUUUUUGUAUCUUAUUGGAAAUCUGCAGACAUACAUGCAAUUGGCAACUACAAGAUGGGUGGAGAUCAGACAGAAAUUGAAAAUGAAAGAACCAGAAAUAGAUUUGUGGAUAUCCAACAAUCGCUUUCCAAAGACUAAAAGGACAGCGGUUAUGCAACAUAUUCUCUACUCAUUGGAACAUGACAAAGAUGCGGAUGUGGAAAACCUUCUCAAUUCUCUUUCCUCGACUGACAAAGAGCGCAUUGAAAGCAACCUCACUUUGGGUGAGCAUCAGUCAUAUGCAAAGUUGGCAGCCACAAGAUCAAUGGAGAAAAGAUAUCACAAGAAAUUGAAAGAACGUAGCGUGGAGUUGUGGAUGUUAGGAAAUGGCAUUCCCAAUGAUUUAAAGCCAAUAAUCAAGAGAUGCACUGGAGAUAGAUUGCAAGACGACCAAGAAGUUGACGUAGCGAGUCUCAUGUCUAUACUUCCCCGGGAACAUAAAUCCGCUCUUAAGAGACACCUCUGCUUGGCUACGUUUAAGAAAAUUCAGGCACUUCGAAAUAUGGAUGACAGAGUGAUUGAAAUAUUUAUGAACCAUCUGAAGCCAGUGGUGUACACUGAAAACACAUACAUUAUUAGAAAUGGAGAACCACUUGACUUGAUGUUUUUCAUCACCCAAGGCGUUGUUUGGACAUUCAAAAGUACUGGUUCCAAAACCACUGACAAUUGUCUUGAAAAAGGAGAUUUCUAUGGAGAGGAACUUCUGAAUUGGGCAAUGGAAUUUCCCACUUUUGCUCAAGUCCCCAUCUCCACCACAAAUGUCAAAUGCCACACAAAAGUUGAAGCUUUUUAUCUCACAGCCUUGAACUCCAAGAAUUUGAUCAGGAAUUACUGGUGGCUGUUUAGACAACAGCUCCAACUCUCAACCCAAUGCGAGACCAAGCGAUUUGAGCCAUUGGCGCUUCUUGCUGUAAAACAAACCUUGCUGCGUGGGAAAAGAAGAGCAUUCAAAAAGUAAAAUUGGCGUAAACAAUAAUCCUUCCCUUGUCGACUGAAGGUGGUGGUGACACUGCCAGUGAGUUGAGUAUGUACCAAUUACCACCAAUAAAUUCCUGCUCUUGUUUUAGUUAAUUUUCAAACACAGGGCGGUCUGAGAAAACUCAAUAAAUUAAGCCAAGAAGAGUAGGCCAUGUAUAAUAAGGUUUCUCAUACGGGUUAUGACAUUUGGUUAUGCAUAUGUCACAUGUCCCCAUACAGACAACAAACCGGGCUCAUAAAUGUUACGCACACUUGUUCUGGUUUUCAUACUUUUUGUGCCAAUAAGGUAUCUUUUUCUUCAUUUCCUUCAAC